Molecule: messenger RNA, 2215 nt
Organism: Cricetulus griseus (Chinese hamster)
Lineage: Eukaryota; Metazoa; Chordata; Mammalia; Rodentia; Cricetidae
Source: RefSeq, a predicted model, not a curated record
GCCAGCGCUGAUCUUUGUUGCUAACUGGCUUCCUCUUCCCCAGAGACGAGAAUGGUCAGAUUGCCAACAUCUGUGAGCCCUCCUCAGUGCUCCUGGGGCUGAGGCUUGGCCAGCAGCCAUGGGGCUAGACUGGCCCCAAGCCUGGCUGUUGGGCCUGCCCACAGCUGUGGUGUAUGGCUCCUUGGCCCUGUUCACUUCCAUCCUGCACAAUGUUUUCCUGCUGUACUACGUGGACACCUUUGUCUCGGUGUAUAAGAUCAACAAAAUGUCCUUCUGGAUUGGAGAGACUGUAUUUCUCCUCUGGAACAGCUUCAACGACCCCCUCUUCGGCUGGCUCAGUGACCGCCAGUUUCUCAGCUCCCAGUCCCGGUCAGGAGCUGGGCUCUCCUCCAGAGAUGUGGUGCUGACACGGGUGCGGGCUCUGAGCUGGCAUGGGCCGCUGCUGGCACUGUCCUUCCUGGCAUUCUGGGUGCCCUGGGCCCCAGCUGGCUUGCAGUUCUUACUGUGCCUGUGCCUUUAUGAUGGCUUCCUGACGCUUGUGGACCUCCACCAUCAUGCCUUGCUGGCUGACCUGGCCCUCUCAGCCCACGACCGCACCCACCUCAACUUUUACUGUUCCCUCUUCAGUGCAGCUGGCUCCAUGUCUGUCUUUGCCUCCUAUGCCUUUUGGAACAAGGAGGACUUCUCCUCCUUCCGUGCCUUCUGUGUGGUACUAGCUGCUGGCUCUGGGCUGGGCUUUCUGGGGGCCACACAAUUGUUGAGGCGGCGGAUUGAGGCAACCAGAAGGGACAAGGGGUGCCCAGCACUGGUCGUGGACGGUGGAGUAUGUGAAGAGGAGCUGCUGGUGGGUGGUGAGGAAGCAGGCAGCAUCACCUUGGGCCAGUACCUCCGGCAGCUGGCGCGACACCAAAACUUCCUGUGGUUUGUGGGCAUGGACCUGGUACAGGUGUUUCACUGCCACUUCAACAGUAACUUUUUCCCUCUCUUCCUGGAGCACUUGCUGUCCGAUCACAUCUCCCUCUCCACCGGCUCUUUCCUCCUGGGCAUCUCCUAUGUUGCUCCUCAUCUCAACAACCUGUACUUCCUGCCCCUGUGCCGGCGCUGGGGUGUCUAUGCAGUGGUACGGGGGCUCUUCCUGCUCAAGCUGGGCCUCAGCCUCCUCAUGCUAUUGGCUGGCCCAGACCGCCCUGGCCUGCUUUGCUUCUUCAUUGCCAGCAACCGUGUCUUCACCGAAGGCACCUGUAAGCUGCUGACACUGGUGGUCACUGACCUGGUGGAUGAAGACCUGGUGCUGAACCAUCGGAAGCAGGCAGCCUCAGCGCUUCUCUUCGGUAUGGUUGCCCUGGUGACCAAGCCUGGCCAGACCUUUGCCCCACUGCUGGGCACCUGGCUUCUCUGCUUCUACACAGGUCAUGACCUUUUUCAGCAGCCCCCGGUGACUACUGUGGGCAGUGUCCAGCCAUGGCCAGAGCCGCCAGCGCCAGCGCCAGCGCAGGCUCCCACACUCCGCCAGGGCUGCUUCUACCUGCUGGUGCUGGUGUCCAUCAGCUGCGCACUGCUGCAGCUCUUCACCUGGUCCCGGUUCACGCUGCACGGGCGACGCCUACGCGUGGUCAAGGCCCAGAGACAGAACCUGGCACAGAUCCAUACACUGGACAUUAAGACAGUGUGAGAAGUGUAGCAAAGCCACCCUGCUGAGGGCAGGGGCCUCUCUUGCUGGCCAGUGGCCAGGAUCCCACUUCUUCACCUUCUCCCGGUGCCGCCCAGAGAGCAGAUGGCAUGGGGGAGCUGCUGGGGCCGAACCAGGCGCCUCACUGAGGUCUGUCCUUCUUUAGCUGUCUGACUCAGCUUGGGCAAGGGCUGGAACAUAUGUGCUCAGGGACUGUGACUCCGUGGGGCAAGGAAGGAAGGAGGACCAGAAAGGGUAGGGCUGGUGAGGUGCACAAGGAGCUGCUGGGGUCCUGUAGCUGGGGCUUGCCACUUGGGUUUGGGAAGUUCUGACACUGUGACUCCUUUUGCCCAAAGGAGGUAAAGCUGACAGAAAGUGCCACUUGCUCCCCCGCCCCCCCAGAAGUUUCUCUCAGGCAUCUCUGCUUCAGCUUGAAGUGGUGUGCCCUCCAGGCUGUAGGCCCAGCAGGCCUGGAAACGCUAAAGAGGCUCAUCUCAUUGCAGAACAAGUAAAGACAGUCAUUCUUAUUCCUUGGGUCUGUGUCGU